This is a messenger RNA of Rhododendron vialii, 569 nucleotides long. Its product is annotated as beta-glucosidase 42-like. Gene Ontology annotation, molecular function: beta-glucosidase activity. The record is from RefSeq and is a predicted model, not a curated record. The transcript is spliced from 3 exons. NCBI's taxonomy places the organism in Eukaryota, Viridiplantae, Streptophyta, Magnoliopsida, Ericales, Ericaceae. Gene Ontology annotation, biological process: carbohydrate metabolic process. The coding region runs from base 134 to 397 and encodes 87 amino acids.
UAUCAGCGGCCGCGACAACUGCUGCGUCAAGGAUCUUGUUACUUACAUUACCGAAAAUGGGGUUGCUGAGAAGGAUGCUUUCAAAAAAACAAUUAAAGAUGCCUUGGUAUAUAAAGAUUCCUCGGGUGGAGAUAUGAGGACCAAUUACCACAAUGACCAUCUUCAAGUUCUCAACCACGCAAUGACUGAUAUUACCAAGAAGUAUUGUGUUAAGAUAAAGAGAUACUUUGCAUGGUCGUUGGUGGAUAAUUACGAAUGGGCCGGCGGAUACAAAACUCGUUUUGGAUUGAUGUAUGUUGAUUACAAGGAUGGGCAUUUGGCAAGGUACCCAAAAGAAUCAGCCACAUGGUUCGCAAAAUUCCUCAUGGGAGAUGGGCAGAGAGAGCUAGAAGAAUGAAUCUUCUUUGGUCCUAGCUAGCUUAGUGUGCUUGCGUGCAUUUCCUAUAUGACUAUAAUUUGGCUUUCAACAAUAAGACAACAUGCAUGCCUAGAAAGAAAAUUACCCAGAAAGUGAGUCGACCCAGUUUCUAUGGACUUUACACCUCAAUUUCUGGUUGUUAAUUUAAUUU